Messenger RNA from Sinocyclocheilus grahami, 2283 nucleotides. Its product is annotated as protein HID1-like. Lineage: Eukaryota; Metazoa; Chordata; Actinopteri; Cypriniformes; Cyprinidae. Gene Ontology annotation, cellular component: Golgi medial cisterna; membrane; Golgi trans cisterna. The record is from RefSeq and is a predicted model, not a curated record. The coding region runs from base 9 to 1802 and encodes 597 amino acids. The transcript is spliced from 14 exons.
CAGAAGAAAUGUACCAGUCUCCAUCUGACACGCACACACUCAACCCCUGGGUCUCGUUCUUUUGCUCUAGAGAAAACAGACAUGCCCUGCCGCUCUUCACCUCUCUUCUUAACGUGGUAUGUGCGUAUGAUCCUGUCGGGUACGGCAUCCCGUACAAUCACCUGAUGUUCUCUGACCAGCGCGGGGUUCUAGCAGAGCUGGCGCUGCAGACACUGAUCGUUUCACUGGAGCAGGAGCUCGUUGAUAACUCAAACACCAGUACGAACCUGAGCACCAAUACUGACACCUGCUCUGCUGAUUACAAGAAGAACACAACUGCUGAAGGAUGCCAGGCAACGAGAGGCGAAAACCUGUUUGUAAACUACCUGUCUCGAAUUCAUAGAGAAGAGGAUUUUCAUUUUAUCUUGCAAGGAAUCGGCCGGCUGCUCAAUAACCCCCUGCUGCAGACAUACCUGCCCCAUUCCUGCAAGAAAAUCCAGUUUCAUCAGGAGCUGCUGGUGCUUUUCUGGAAACUCUGUGACCUCAACAAGAAGUUCCUGUUCUGUGUGUUGAAGAGCAGUGAUGUGCUGGAUAUUAUGGUACCAAUUCUAUUCUAUCUCACUGACGCUCGUGCCAAUCAGUCACGUGUCGGUCUGGUGCAUAUCGGCAUGUUCAUCUUGUUGCUGUUAAGUGGAGAGAGGAAUUUUGGGGUGCGUCUGAAUAAACCAUACUUUGUGCGAGUGCCAAUGGAUAUUUCGGUGUUUGCUGGGACUCAUGCUGACCUGCUGAUAGUGGUUUUCCAUAAAAUCAUCACCAGUGGACAUCCGCGACUGCAACCCCUGUAUGACUGUCUGCUCACUAUUAUAGUCAAUGUGUCUCCUUACCUGAAAAGUCUGUCUAUGGUAGCAGCCAACAAACUACUGCACCUGCUGGAAGUUUUCUCAAGCCCCUGGUUUCUGUUCUGCUCACCUGUUAACCAUCACCUGGUUUUCUUUUUGCUUGAAGUUUUUAACAACAUCAUUCAGUACCAGUUCGAUGGUAACUUUAACCUGGUGUACGGCAUCAUUCGCAAACGCAACCUCUUUCACCAGCUGGCUAACCUGCCUACAGACGUCAUCUCGAUCCAGAAAGCCCUGCAGAAGAAAAGCAGGAGCAACAACACCCAUAAUGCCGUCUUCACGGAGACCAGCAACCCAUACAACACUGCCUGUAGUGAAGGACCGUAUAAAACCACACCGGUUCAAACAGGCACUCUGAACGCAAGCUUGAAGGACAUGCCACGCAUUGAUAAACUAACAGAAACAUCACAGGUUUCUGAGGACGGAGCGACACUCUUACUGCAGCAGAGGGACUCGACCCACAGCCAAUCAGAUCACAGCUCUGAGACACAAAUCAGAGACACGGAGCCGACCUCUGGUGAAGAUGACAAGAAGUCUGAAAAAGAGGAUUGUGAUGGAAGUCCGAAACACGUGUCGUCUUCAUCGGACUGGGCUCCUACUCCAGACUGGGUCCUCUCCUGGAAGAGUAAACUCCCUCUGCAGACUAUAAUGAGACUCCUGCAGGUGCUGGUGCCUCAGGUGGAGAAAAUCUGCAUAGACAAAGGUUUGACGGACGAGUCUGAGAUCCUGAAGUUUCUGCAGCACGGGACUCUGGUGGGGUUGCUGCCGGUUCCUCAUCCCAUCCUCAUCCGCAAGUACCAGGCCAAUGAGGGCACGGCUCUGUGGUUCCGCACAUACAUGUGGGGCAUCAUCUACUUACGUAACGUGGAUCCUCCUGUUUGGUACGACACUGAUGUCAAGCUGUUUGAGAUCCAGAGAAUUUAAUGACACCGAGAGAACCAACUCAACAAAACUGACUCAAUUUCUACCAAACCGACACUUUCACAAAGAUUUAAUUCAAAUUUACACUUUCUCUCUAAAAAGUAAAUUCGGUUUUGUUUUUCUGACCUUCUUUUUUUUGUUGUAAAUAUAUAAAUGAAUGAAUUUAAACUGCCCAGUGAAAUACUUGUGUUAUUUCUGAUACAUUGUUUCAUUUUCUUCUGAGUUCAUCCAAAUCCAUGAGGAUGGACACAUGACCCUCAGGUCUCUGACCUUGUGAGCAGUGAGAUGAGUGUGUGCUUAUACUGGGUUUUUUUGGGGGGGUUUUUUGUUUUUUUACUGAAAUAGUGUUCUGUGUGGAGGGGUGUGAAUGAACUCUGUAUAUAAACGGAUGCAAAAACGUAAUCCUAUAAAAGCUGGAAAUGCUGCAUGUACAGAAAUACUAUUAAAAACUCUUGAAUGCCAUCCAAAACAAUGACAAUAUAUG